Dothidotthia symphoricarpi CBS 119687 is the source of this 2910-nucleotide messenger RNA. RefSeq names its product MCM-domain-containing protein. Gene Ontology annotation, cellular component: MCM complex; nucleus. The coding region runs from base 246 to 2681 and encodes 811 amino acids. Gene Ontology annotation, molecular function: single-stranded DNA helicase activity; single-stranded DNA binding; 3'-5' DNA helicase activity. The transcript is spliced from 4 exons. The record is from RefSeq and is a predicted model, not a curated record. Gene Ontology annotation, biological process: DNA replication; double-strand break repair via break-induced replication; mitotic DNA replication initiation. Lineage: Eukaryota; Fungi; Ascomycota; Dothideomycetes; Pleosporales; Dothidotthiaceae.
CAUCGACCCCUCUGUUGGUACUCGCUCAUACAAUUUGUGCACAAUCUAGAACCGCACGUUGAACCAUCAUGAGUUCACCACCACUUCGUUCGAAUAUGUCUUCUGCAAAUCGGGGCGUAGGGCCUAGUAGCCGGAACACCAAACGUACUAGGGACGAUGAAGAUCUCCCUUCUUCUGCGGCGCAUCCGCCUUCGAGUCCAAUGGCCUCUUCUCCUCCCAUGUUACCCCAGGACGAUGAUGCAGACAUGCUUGACGACGACGAUUUAAUCCGCGAUGUUGACGAUCUGGACGAAGGCGCCGAAGAAGCUGAAGGAAUUGAUCUUUUCGCGGACGAUUUCGAGAACGACUACAGAGCCCGAGAAAACGACGCCUAUGAAGGCGAAGGUAUCGACGAUGAAGGGGAAUACGAUGAACUCAGUCCUGAACAGAGGAGAGAGCUGGAGCGCCGUCUCAAUGCUCGUGAUCGAGAAGCCAGGCGUCGCAUGCCUGCCGCUUUUUUGCCAGACGAUGAUGAUCAGGACGGUCUAGCUGACCUUAUGGGACGCCGCCGUGUACGGAGACAUCGAUAUGACGAGGAAGAUGACAUGGAUAUGGGCGACGACAUCAUGAACGAAGAAUUGUCGCUGGAGGCCCUUACCGAUGUGAAAGCCAAUACUUUGACCGACUGGGUUGCUCAGCCACAGGUCACCAGGACUAUCGCUCGCGAAUUCAAGUCAUUCUUGACAGAAUACACAGAUGAGCAUGGAACUUCGGUGUAUGGUACUCGCAUUCGAACGCUUGGUGAGGUCAACGCCGAGUCCCUGGAAGUCUCCUUCGACCACCUUGCCGAAUCGAAAGCUACGCUAGCUUACUGGCUUGCCAACACACCCACGGAGAUGCUGAAGAUUUUUGACCAGGUGGCUAUGGAAGUUGUACUUCUACACUACCCAGACUACGAACGUAUUCAUUCCGAGAUUCACGUCCGCAUCACCGACGUACCUGUUCAAUAUACACUUCGCCAGCUUCGCCAAUCGCAUUUGAACAGUCUAGUCCGCGUUAGUGGAGUCGUCACUCGCCGAAGUGGAGUUUUCCCUCAACUCAAGUACGUCAAGUUUGACUGCUUGAAGUGCGGCGUUACUCUGGGUCCGUUCCACCAGGAUUCAAAUGUCGAAGUCAAGAUCUCUUUCUGUCAAAACUGCCAAUCGCGUGGACCGUUUAGCGUCAACUCUGAGCGAACAGUCUACCGCAACUAUCAGAAACUCACAUUACAGGAGUCUCCAGGAACCGUUCCUGCUGGUCGUCUGCCCCGACACAGAGAGGUCAUUCUCCUCUGGGAUCUAAUUGAUUCCGCUAAGCCUGGUGAGGAGAUUGAGGUGACUGGUAUCUAUCGCAACAACUAUGAUGCAGCUCUUAACAACAAGAAUGGCUUUCCAGUGUUUGCCACUAUUCUGGAAGCUAACUACGUCGUCAAAUCUCAUGACCAGUUGGCUGGCUUCCGAUUGACCGAUGAAGACGAGCGCGAAAUCCGACGAUUAGCCAAGGAUCCCAAGAUUGUGGAUAAGAUCAUCAAUUCUAUUGCUCCGAGUAUCUACGGGCAUACGGAUAUCAAAACUGCCGUCGCACUGUCACUCUUUGGAGGUGUCAGCAAGGAGGCUCCAGGGCGACAUUCUAUUCGUGGAGAUAUCAAUGUCCUUCUUCUGGGAGACCCUGGUACUGCCAAAUCUCAGAUCUUGAAGUACGUCGAGAAGACUGCUCAUCGCGCUGUCUUUGCAACCGGUCAAGGUGCUUCCGCUGUUGGUCUCACAGCCUCCGUUCGCCGUGAUCCCAUGACGAGCGAAUGGACACUGGAAGGUGGCGCGCUGGUGUUAGCAGACAAGGGUACCUGUUUGAUUGAUGAGUUUGACAAGAUGAACGAUCAAGAUCGAACGUCCAUCCACGAAGCUAUGGAACAGCAAACCAUCUCCAUCUCGAAGGCGGGUAUCGUCACUACCCUCCAAGCCCGAUGUUCCAUCGUUGCAGCUGCUAAUCCCAUCGGCGGCCGCUACAAUUCGACUAUUCCGUUCUCCCAGAAUGUUGAACUCACCGAACCCAUUCUGUCCCGUUUCGAUAUUCUAUGCGUGGUCCGCGAUACUGUAGACCCGACUGAAGACGAACGACUGGCAAAGUUUGUUGUAGCUUCCCACGGACGAGCCCAUCCUCAUGUAAAUGCCUCCUAUGGAUACUCGGAUAAGUCAAAGGCGACUCAGGAUGGCGACGACGAAGAGAGUAUGGAAGUUGACAGUGGAAAUGCUCCAGUUAAAGACGGAGAGAUUCCACAAGAAUUACUGAGGAAAUACAUCUUGUAUGCAAGGGAGAAGUGCAGACCAAAGCUGUACCAGAUCGAUCAAGACAAGAUGGCCCGUCUCUUCGCUGAUAUGCGUCGAGAGUCUAUGGCGACUGGUGCCUACCCUAUCACCGUCCGUCAUCUUGAAGCCAUCAUGCGUAUCUCAGAGUCCUUCUGUAAGAUGCGCUUGUCUGAGUACUGCUCCUCUAUAGACGUUGAUCGCGCAAUUGCUGUGGCCGUCGAUUCAUUUGUCGGCUCGCAGAAGGUCAGCGCAAAGAAGGCUUUGGCAAGGUCGUUUGCCAAGUAUACGCUCAACAGGCCUGGUGCUGUUAAAGCUCCCACCCGAGGCGGUCGACAGGCUCAACGCGCAGCUGCUUGAUGGAUCGGAGGGAGGGAGGGAUUGAGUGGAUGAAGGUUUUGGUACGGAGUAACACGAUACUUUUCAAACAUGAUGGAUGAGGAUGCAAUGAUACCAGGUCAGGGAGCAUGUGUAAGCAGGAACUGUUUGAUGUCAUCUAGAUGGCGGGCGCUUGGAGUAUGUUGAGUACCGUGAUUCUAUUUGUACUGAACUGAUAUAUAUUCAAUCUAUACUAAAAUUUCCUCCUCAC